This is a messenger RNA of Peronospora belbahrii, 441 nucleotides long. The record is from the annotation of a GenBank genome assembly. Lineage: Eukaryota; Oomycota; Peronosporomycetes; Peronosporales; Peronosporaceae.
AUGCAGACCAGUAACAACCAGAAUGACAAUGCUUUUUUUCCUGUGCGGUACAACCAAGCGUUAUACAAUGAGGUUGUGAGCUUUCGACCAGGAUAUGCGCAAUUAGUAUGCAUCGGAGGCGACGCAAUCGGAGCUAUCGGUUGUCGACUAGAACCAGUGGACGAAAGACCGAAAGGGCUAAAGCGAACAUACAUCAUGACCUUUGGCGUAGUAGAAAACUAUCGCCGAGCAAGAAUCGGUAGUCGGCUUCUUGAAGAAGUGAUUGCACAGUCGAUUCAAGACGGAGUAGUGCAGGUGUAUCUUCAUAUCCAAACUAGCAAUAUUGCAGCGCUGCAAUUCUAUCGUUCACAUGGCUUCGAAGCUACACAGAUCCUGCGCAACUACUACAAACAAAUCGAUCCACCAGACUGCUAUGUCCUACGUCGACAACUCGCUCCGUAG